AUGUCCCUUUUACCAGCAUAUCUAUUUUGUUUGUUUUCCCUUUUUUUAUCUUACAAUGGAGUUUUAUCGAAAUCUAAUAUUACGGACCCCGUUUCUCAAGAAGCAAUAUUUGACAAAGGAACUGCAAAUUCAAGUGAUGUUUCAGAACGAUUGGAACCGCCAAGUUUGAAUGGAAGGAACGGAACUGUAGAAUUUGACGAUCCAUAUCGACCUACUCUUGCUUAUCCUACAUCUAUAGCAUUUCUUUUUGUCUUUCUGACAUUGCUUUUUGGUGUCAUAGUAAGGGCCAUUAUGCUUUGUACUAGCAUGUGCAUCCCGUACAGAGUGGUCAUGUUUGUAUUUGGUGGUAUAUUAGGAUUUUUUGCGCACAAUUAUCCACAUUUUAAGCCUUUCGUGGAGAUCUGCUAUAUCGACGUUGAUCUAUUGCUAACAGUUUUCCUACCAAUUAUUGUGUUUUUCACGUCCUAUUCUGUCGAUUCACAUUCUUUCUGGCGCAGUUUCCCACAGAUUGUUAUGGUGGGUGUAUUCGGAGUUUUGCUCACUGCUCUUAUAGCUGCUUUCAUGGCAUACUAUUUAAUAGAAUCUUCCUGGAAUUUUUCUACAGCCCUUUUAUUUGGAAUUGUUUGCUCACCUAUAUACCCAGUAGAAAUAGUGACACAGUUAAAAGAAUUGACGAAAGGUAAAAAUAUAAGCGUUUUACUGCUAGGUGAGGGCUUGAUUGGAGAUGUCACAGUAAUGAUUGAGUUUACUGCAAUUUUCGGCUAUUUGGCAAUGGCGUUAACGGAUGCAUCUCAAAUAGCUUUAUUACUUCUACGUUUCGCUGGCGGAGGUGUGCUUUUGGGAGUCGUAAUGGGAAAGAUAACAGCUGGAUUGUUGUCAUUAACGUAUUAUGACUUACUUUGCUCUGUAACUGUGACUCUGGCCGGGGCAUACUUAACAUACUACAUUGGAGAGAAGUUUUUCUACGUGUCAGGGUUGUUGGGAACGGUUAUAGCUGGAGUUAUGGUAAGCAAACGAAAGUCAACUGUAUCUGCUGAAGUAGAACAAGUGGUAUCGCAUUUCUGGAGGAUUCUCUCCCAUAUUGCAAAUACACUCAUCUUCGCUAUAGUAGGCGUGGUGAUCUUCGAGAAAUUAUGUUACGUUAUUAGUGUUCGUCAAUGUGCUUUAAUAUUUGUGACGUAUACGACAGUGUAUACUUCGAGAUUGUUGGUGUAUGCAGCAAUGACACCUAUCCUUAGGCACAUAGGAUAUGGUAUGUCUUGGCAACAUGCAAUGGCUUGUGUUUGGGGAGGUUUGCGAGGUCCGUUGUCACUAUGUUUGGCUUUGAUUGUUCUUCAAACACCAAUUGUUGCAGAUGCUGGUGAGAUAUUCAUCAUACAAACAGCGGGUCUAGUUCUUCUUUCGCUCUUAAUUAAUGCGACUACAAUCACCAAAGUACUAAAGAUCCUUGGACUAGCGGAAAUAUCUCUGGCCAAGAAAGCGAAUAUGACCAACUGUGUCAAACGUGUAAUGAUGACAAGGGAUCGGUGUAUCUCAAUGCUUAAGAUGGAUAAAUUUCUUGCUGAUGCCAAUUGGGAUCUUGUGCAGGCCAAUACAACUAUAAAACAUCCGUAUCAAUUGCAAAUGUCCGGUCGCGAUGAGGAUAGUGACGAUGAUACCUAUAUGGGAUAUCAUUACACCACGUGUCCAGAUUGCGAGAGGGAGAUACCCAAUGAGCCUACUAAGAAAGAGAUAGCUGAAAUGUUGAGAGAAGCAAAUCAGCGUGUGUUGAAAGCAAUGAAGAUAUCGUAUUGGCGCCAAUAUGAACAUGGCAAGAUAAGUAAAGAUGGCGUCCGGACGUUGGUGCAAGCUGUGGAAGUGGCCGCUGAUUCUAACGAUGGCAGAAUUAAUUUGGAACAAUUGGGAACAUUGUGGAAACCAAAGGCUCACGCCGUCUGGCUUAGACGUAAACUAGUUGACAUGAUGAUACCAGACGCGGCAAAUGCUCAAGUGCCCAGACAUCCUUGGAGGCAGCGUUGCUACAGGAUUGUCACAAAUGUGUGGUUCGAUGGAUUUAUAUACGUCAUGAUUCUGUGUAACACACCCGUUAUAUUGUUCGAAGUGGCCAUGCGGGGGCCUGUGACCCCUACGGUUACGUUUACGAUCAAGUCUUUGAACUUAUUCUUCUUCAUUAUAUAUUUGUGGGAGAUGUUGAUAAAAUUCUACGCUUUGACCAUUCGCGGAUAUUUUAAAUCGCACUGGAAUAAGUUGGAUUUCUUUAUUAUUGUUAUGGCUACUGGAGAUUUAAUCCUAGAUAUAAUAGAUUCGGUUACUAUGUGGGACAAAUGGAAUAAUUUGAAUUCCAGUGUUUUAACAGCAACUAAACUAUUGCGAAUGCUGCGUUUUCUACGUUUAUGUAAAUUGGCAAGGGUGUCUGUACCAAAAAUAAUGGCUUACAUAGAUAGAAUGAUUGACAUACAACUGGCCUUUGGGUACGAUGUUGGGAAGGGCUUCGUGACAGGUGAAACCGAAGUAUGCAAUCUUCUUCCACAGUUAGUGGAUAAUAUUCAAAUACAAGAAACAUUGUAUAAUAAACUCGAAGCUGACAGACUAGCAGUAACAAGACAAUUAGGCCUUUUACAAAGGGACCGGCCGUGGACUGCAAUAACUGUGAAAACGAGGCAAGCGACCACAUCCACUCUGAACAUUAUGCUUUCAGAUGCCAUGCAACUAAAAGAAGAGGGAUUUCUAGACGAAAUGGAAUAUCGAUUGCUAGUAAAUGCAAUACAAGAAAGAGUCCAGGCCAUUCGUCACAAGGGCAGUUUAGUGGCGCCAUCUUCACCUGAGACACAACUCCGUGCGAUAUCAUGGUUGCAAGGGAAUGAGAGAGUGGCGGACUAUUUCAUAGAAAAUUCGGAGAUACAUAACUAUAAUAUAAACGAUAUAUUAAUAUCCAGAGGUGAUCAGCCCAAAGGUCUUUACAUACUAGUGUCAGGGUUGUGUGAGGCUUCGUACUUGCCACCUGAAGAAGAUUUGGACGAAGCAAUACCUAAUUAUGAGUUUCUUACUGAUCUCAAGUUUUCGGAACCGAGUCAAGAUUAUAUUGUUUCGGGGAACGCGAUUGGCGUUUUGGGUGUAUUGACCAAUCGCCCAUACAAUUACACCGUCCGCUGCGAAUCUGCAGUACAAGCUUAUUAUAUAACCAUGCAAGUUAUAAAGGAGGCGUUUAACCUGGCGCCGAAUCCUAUUAUGGGGUUAGAGUCAUCAAUGUGGCGGGAGAUAGGCAUCAAACUCUCCUUGAUGGUGUUACCAAGUGUGCCAGCAUACCAUUCCUGGUCAUCAGAGAAGAUCAGCAUGCGGCUGGAGCAUGCUUUUGUCCCCUGCUUGAAAGCUUUUAAGAUAUUUGUGGUGAGCGAAUUAAUGGAAGAUAUCAUUCUAUUGGACGGUGUAUGCCAGGAUCUAGCUACGAGGGAAUUAUUUCAACCCCCUUGCUAUAUACCAAGAACCGUCCACCGACUAAUAUUUCCUAAGUCGUCCCAACUGAUUGUCUCUGGCCAGUGUCCAGAGACAAAGUUGUUGAUAGUUCCCGCCAAAGACACAGACGAGCUGGAUAUCAUGGAGGACGAAUUAGAUGACUUGCAAUGCGAGUUGGUGUCGAAUGCCUCAUCCCGAUGCCUAUAUCACAAAGUGGUCAGAAAACUGUCGACUGAAUCUAGGAAUAAGAGCGCAAUGCGCGGCCGGAAGCGACGGCGCGCUGGCCUGAAGCGCGUCAAUUAUAGAGAAUCGGUGUGGGGCAAACAGAUAUCGACUGCAACCAUGCCAGUAAUGGCGGGAACUCAGAGUGACAAGGAAUUUUCUAAAUAUUUUAAACCGAGUUUAGAUGAAGUGCCCGAAAAAUUGGAAUCUCCAAAGGCAACCGGUCUCCAACUAUUUCCGUAG
Messenger RNA from Zerene cesonia (dogface butterfly), 3918 nucleotides. Its product is annotated as sodium/hydrogen exchanger 10-like. Gene Ontology annotation, molecular function: sodium:proton antiporter activity. The coding region runs from base 1 to 3918 and encodes 1305 amino acids. The transcript has 21 exons. Gene Ontology annotation, biological process: proton transmembrane transport. The record is from RefSeq and is a predicted model, not a curated record. Lineage: Eukaryota; Metazoa; Arthropoda; Insecta; Lepidoptera; Pieridae. Gene Ontology annotation, cellular component: membrane.